AUCGACUCUCUGGCAACUUCACAGCUCGUUUGUUGUAUUCCAUACUGUGCAUAAGGUUAACUUAUUUGGUAAACAAAAGUAUCGGUAUUCGGCAAGAAAUUGUUCAAAAAUGGUUAAGUUAACGCCGGAUCUGAUACAGCAAUCUAUGCAAUACAUAAAUCCUGUGAAAGAUCGUGAAUUGGAUUUGAGAGGAUAUAAAAUACCUACAAUCGAAAACUUGGGUGCGACUCUGGAUCAAUUCGACACAAUAGAUUUCUCGGACAAUGACAUUAGGAAAUUAGAUGGAUUCCCGCUGUUGAAAAGAAUCAAAACACUUUUCUUUAAUAACAAUCGUAUUGUCAGGAUCGGCGAAGGGCUGGAGCACUGUAUACCAAAUCUGGAAACGCUCAUGUUGACUGGAAACAUGAUUCAGGAACUUGGCGAUUUGGAGCCCUUGACGCCGUUCAAAAAUUUGACCAAUCUUUGCCUGUUGCAAAAUCCAGUCUCAGCAAAACCUCAGUACAGGCAGUACGUAGUGUACAGGUUUCCACAGUUGAAGCUCCUAGAUUUCAGGAAAAUUAAGAUGAAGGAACGCGAGGCUGCUGUAGACUAUUUCCGUAGCAAGCGAGGAAAGGAAAUGGUUCGCGAGAUUGCGAAGAAAGCGAAGACCCAGGCUUCUGGCACAUUUACAGACAAACCUUUGACCACUCCAGAGGAACGUAAUAAAAUUAGGGAAGCUAUAACGAAUGCUUCUUCCCUGGAAGAAGUGCAACGCCUCAGCAAACUGCUUCAAGCAGGACACAUGCCCAGCGAAGAGAGAUUACAGAAUGGGAACACAGUACCUGAGGCAAUGGAGGAAGAAGACGAUUAAAUUUCCGAUACGUUAUUCUCAGAUACAUUAAAUGGGUACAUGUUAUUUCUGUAAGUAUUGAUCGACAAUUCUGGCGAACGUGUAAGCAGUAUGUUAAGCUAAUAAGAAACCAUGCACUACACAACUCCAUUCUUAUUGGAUGAUGAUUCGAAUUAUUUAAAAUAAAAUGUUUAAAAUACCGAACUGCCGUGAAGCGAUUUUCAUAUAUGUAUGAUUACAUUACCAAUCUCUAGACUGUGGAUAUUUAUGCAUUUGUAACAUACAUGAACGAUACAAGUUUCUCUAGCGAAACAAAACUCUCUGAUAAAGGAACUGCGUUAUUGUGUAAUUUUUAUUUUUAUACCUAAAAAAAUAACGCGCUUGCAUAAACAUCCGCAAUCUGCCGAAUCACUACUCGAAAUGUUUACAAGUUUUAACAUAUACGUAUGUUUAUUUCAGUGUCCAUAAAAAUAAAUCGUUUUCACAUAAUCUUA
This is a messenger RNA of Megalopta genalis, 1323 nucleotides long. It is a transcript of the gene U2A, whose product is annotated as small nuclear ribonucleoprotein polypeptide A'-like U2A. Gene Ontology annotation, cellular component: U2 snRNP. The record is from RefSeq and is a predicted model, not a curated record. Lineage: Eukaryota; Metazoa; Arthropoda; Insecta; Hymenoptera; Halictidae. Gene Ontology annotation, biological process: mRNA splicing, via spliceosome. Gene Ontology annotation, molecular function: protein binding; U2 snRNA binding.